Xyrauchen texanus (razorback sucker) is the source of this 7329-nucleotide messenger RNA. RefSeq names its product neogenin (gene neo1b). The transcript is spliced from 29 exons. The record is from RefSeq and is a predicted model, not a curated record. Bases 353 to 4600 code for a protein of 1415 amino acids. Gene Ontology annotation, molecular function: protein binding. NCBI's taxonomy places the organism in Eukaryota, Metazoa, Chordata, Actinopteri, Cypriniformes, Catostomidae. Gene Ontology annotation, biological process: cell-cell adhesion. Gene Ontology annotation, cellular component: membrane.
CAGCGCGUUUGCAGUCGCAGCCGUUACUGGGUCGUGCGGAGCAGGUGUGGAUUGACUUGAUGCCUCCUUUAAAAACCCUUCUGUGGUUUUUAACUUCCAAGAAAACACCCGGACCCUUCGCCUUCACGUCUUCACGUCUUUCUGGGGAAAUAUAUGUUUAUUUUUUGGCGCCGGCGGAGCGCGAAAUCUUGCCGGCUGCAGACGAUGUUCAGUUUUUAAUUAUAAAUUACCUCGAGCGUUCUCCGCGUUGAAACUUUACCUCGGGAAACACGGUGGAUAACUUGCGUUUUUUAAUUUAUUUUUUUCCUGAGGUAUUUUUUUAUUCAAAUUUUUUUUUUUACCUCAGAAAGUGAUGGCGGAGCGGGUGGCACGGCUGUUCGUGUUUUUCGCGAGUCUCACGGUUCUCCGGUUCUGCGGUGCGAAUAAAGGUUCUAAUAUUCGGGGCUUCACUCCAUUCAGGUUCUCUGUGGAACCCGUUGACACGAUGGCCGUACGUGGUCUCCCCGCCGUUCUGAACUGCUCGGCCAUUAGUAAUGCUCCAGUAAGGGUAGAAUGGAAGAAGGACGGAACGUUCCUGAAUCUAGCAGCGGACGAUCGGAGAAGACAGCUCGCAGAUGGGUCUUUACUCAUCAGCACUGUGGUCCACUCCAAACACAAUAAGCCUGAUGAGGGGGUCUAUCAGUGUGUAGCAACCAUCGACAAUCUGGGAACAAUCAGCAGCCGAACCGCGCAACUCACUGUGGCAGGGCUUCCGCGGUUCCUCAGCCAACCGGAGGGCGUGUCUGUGCGAAUGGGUGGCACUGAGAUGCUCAACUGUGAGAUGACGGAGGAACUCGCCCCAUUCACCCGCUGGGAGAGGGGCAGUCAGACCGUUGAGUUGGACAGCAGGGUGAUACAGCUGCCCAGUGGAGCUCUCGUGAUCAGUAAUGCCUCCAAGACCGAUGCUGGACUCUACCGCUGCACAAUUGAUGGUCUAGGACCGGCCAAAACCAGCGAGGAGGCGGAGUUACAAGUGUCUGCAGAUUUGGGUGCCGAGGAGAAGCUAGAGACCCUCCAGAGCCCAGUUGCCAUGGCGAAAGUUGUCGGGGAGAGCGUGUUGUUGCCGUGUGUCAUGAAAGGUUAUCCCAUACCAGUUAUUCGCUGGACGUUUAACGGCCGGCCAAUCGAUGAGAGCAAUGACCGUUUCACUGUGAUUGGUGGAGGGAGUCUGCAGAUGAUGAAUCUGACAGAAGAGGAUGCUGGGAUAUAUGGUUGCCAUGCAGACAACGGCAACAUGACCAGCGAUAUACAGGCAGAACUCACAGUUCGAGUUCCUCCAAGAUUCCUGACGAGACCCUCCAACACUUACGCCCAGGAGUCCAUGGACAUCAUCUUUGAGUGUGAUGUCACGGGGUCACCGCCACCCACUGUCAAAUGGAUGAAGGAUGGUGACACGGUCAUCCCGAGUGACUAUUUCAGAAUAGUGAAGCAGCACGAUCUCCAGGUUUUGGGUUUAGUAAAAUCAGACGAGGGUUUUUAUCAAUGUUUAGCGGAAAACGAUGCCGGGAACGUCCAGGCGAGCGCUCAGCUGAUCAUACUGGAUUUAGACCCUUCCGCUGUCCCUUCACUGACCGAUGCCACUGCUGAUCAUGUAGCGUCCAGCCCUGACAAGCGCUCUGGCCCCGCCCCCUCUGCACCGCGUGAUGUUGUGGCAUCUUUGGUGUCCACCCGCUUCAUCAAGCUGACGUGGCGACUUCCUGCCGAGCCACACGGGGACAACAUCACCUACUCGGUAUACUACAGUUUGGACGGCACUAACAGGGAGCGUGUUGAGAACACCAGCGGACCAGGAGAGAUGCAAGUCACCAUCCAGAACCUCGUUCCUGACACAAAGUACACAUUUCGGGUGGUCGCUUCCAAUGCCAACGGCCAAGGCGAGAGUUCCGCCCCACUUACAGUGGCCACACAGCCGGAGGUUCAGGUACCCGGUCCGGCCCCUAAUCUGCAGGUGGUAUCUGUUGGCAGCACCUCAGUCACAUUGAGAUGGGAGAGACCAAUCACUGGAAACGGGGAGAUCCAGACCUACAAACUCUUCUACACUGAAAAGGGUCAAGACUCCGAGCAGGACAUGGAAGUCACAGGUUUGUCAUGCACAAAGACGGGGCUUAAGAAGUUUACAGAAUACAGUUUCAGAGUGGUGGCGUACAACAAACACGGUCCUGGCGUGUCUACUGAGGACGUAACCGUCCGAACACUGUCUGACGUACCAAGCGCCCCUCCACAGAACCUUACCCUAGAGGUCCUCAAUUCAACGAGCAUCAUGGUCCGAUGGCAGCCGCCUUCCCCUGGCACUUUAAAUGGAGAACUGACAGUAUAUAAAUUACGCUACCGGAAAGGACUCAGAAAAGCGGAUGCAAUUGAAGUGUCAACCACACAACUCUAUCAGCUUAUUGAUGGUCUGGAGAAGGGAAAGGUCUACACGUUUAGAGUGUCGGCCACCACUAUAAACGGCACUGGACCAACGACCGAGUGGAUCACAGCGGAAACCUUUGAGAACGAUCUGGAUGAAUCUCAGGUGCCAGGUGUCCCGAGCUCCCUGCACGUUCGUCCACUGGUGAACCGAAUUGUGGUGAGCUGGACUCCUCCAGACAAUCAAGACAUUUUAGUCCGAGGUUAUAAAAUUGGAUACGGUAUUGGCAGCCCUCACGCACACACGGUCACUCUGGAUUACAAGCAACGUUUCUACAGCAUCGAUAACCUUGAUGCCAGUUCUCAUUACGUCAUCACUCUCAAAGCAUUCAACAACAUCGGCGAAGGAAUUCCGAUCUAUAACAGCGCCACCACCAGGCCUCAGUCCGCACCCGACCCCACACCCAUGCUGCCCCCGGUGGGCGUUCAGGCGACCGUCCUCAGCCACGACAAUAUCAAAGUCAGCUGGGCCGACAACUCGCUCCCGAAGAACCAGAAGAUCACCGAUUCCAGAUAUUACACCAUACGCUGGAAGACCAACAUUCCCGCCAACGCCAAGUUUAAGACGGCAAACACCACGUCUCUAUUCCAUACUGUAAUGGGACUGAAACCCAACACACUGUACGAGUUCUCCGUCAUGGUGACUAAGAGCCGCAGGAGCAGUACGUGGAGUAUGACGGCCCACGGCACCACCUUUGAGUCCAAUCCCAACUCCGCCCCUAAAGAUGUGACCGUCAUCAGUAAAGAGGGAAACCCACGAAUCAUCAACAUUAACUGGCAGCCGCCCACUGAAGCCAACGGCAAAAUCACAGGUUACAUCAUCUACUACAGCACAGAUGUGAACGCUGAGGUUCAUGAUUGGGUCGUGGAGCCCGUGGUGGGCAACAGACUGACCCAUCAGAUUCAGGGUCUGACCCUCGACACCACGUACUACUUUAAGAUCCAGGCACGCAACUCUAAGGGCAUGGGACCCAUGUCGGACGCCGUGCACUUCAGAACGCCUAAAGCUGAACCUUCCGAUAAAAUGUCGAGUGAUCAAGGGUUGCAAGUAAAACCCGGACACCCCACACUGCCGGAACACGGGAUCGGAUCCAACAUUGAUAAGCCUGGCAUCACGGGCAGUCAGGAGAAUCAUAUUCUGGUGAUAGUGGUGAUAGUUUCAGUCGGAGCGUUUACGAUCAUCGCUGUGGUCGUUGGGGCCGUCCUCUGCACGCGCCGGUCCAACUCGCACCAGAAGAAGAAGCGUGCAGCGUGUAAGUCCAACACCAGCUCUCACAAAUACUUGAGUUCUUCUAAAGACCUGAAACCUCCUGAUCUCUGGAUCCAUCACGAGCGUCUGGAGCUUAAACCCAUGGACAAAUCACCUGAACCGAACCCAGUUAUGACCGAGACACCGCUCCCUCGAACCGCCCCGGACCCGACCACUGAACCCUCCCAUCAGAGACGAGGUCACGAGGUCGAGGAAAGUGUGUCCACACUGACUGGUCGGAGGGGAGUGAGAGCCAAAAUGACGAUGCCUUUCGAUUCUCAACCUCCCCAACCCGUGAUUAGCGCUCACCCCGUUCAUUCCCUUGAUCAUCUUCAUCACCAUCAUCAUCACUAUCAUCUUCCUCCGCGCGGAUACCUUCAUCAUCAGAUCAGCCUGAGAGCACCCGCCACACCGACACCAUACUUAGACAGGGUGCCCUCUGCAGAGUCUGUGAGGAAUCAACCCCCUGCCCCAGAACCUCCGGUUGCACCCGGUCAAUCCACCUGCACAGUCGAGCUGCAGAAGACAGAAGCGAUCCUUAAAGAGGAAGACCCACCGAGCGUAAACCCACCGACGGGUCACGUCCGGCCAACACACCCACUCAAGAGCUUCGCCGUCCCGACGGUCACGGUCUCCACCCACAACCCGCCCACCUAUGAGUCUGCGUUACCCAGCACCCCUCUGCUGGCACAACCAGUGCCAGGCGUUAAGAUGGCGUCCAUAGGAACGCUAAAUCGAGCACGAGCUCCAAUGGCAGUAACGGUCCCCAAUGCACCCGGCCAAUCAGAAACCAGCAAGAUGUUGUUACAGUCAGAUAUGACGUAUGAAACAGAUGAACUAUCGGAGGAAAUGGCUCACCUGGAGGGUUUGAUGAAGGAUCUGAACGCCAUCACCACAGCGUGAAGCACAAAACGGCUCUCUCCAAUCACACACACUGAAAUCUCCGGCGUAACCCUGUUCUCAGGAAGAAUCAGGCCGUUUUUAAUAAACACUGAUCCCACAUCAGCUUUAAGAAUGAGGAACGGAAUUAUCAAUGACUGGAAAUGGAUGACGGCUGCUGUUUUUCCGUCCUGCAUGGAUCUUUUGAAUGAAGACGUUGGACUCAGAUGAGCCGUUCUGCACAGAAUACUUUCUUUUGUUAUUUUGGGGUUGUAUUCACGUAAUACAUAUUUUAAGCCUGUAUAUGUAGUUUUCAUUGUUUUUAUGGUAAUUUAAGGACUUUUAUUUUAUGAAACCUCACGUUCGCACACAUCGGGCUUCUUUUAUGAAACGCAAACCAAAUUAAUGUGUGUAAAUUGUUCAUAGAACCAUUUUUACAUAAAUUGUAAAACAUGAGCAGAACAAAUUAAAUUACAUAAAUUGUUCAUAAAUGCAUGCAUACGUUUUUUUCCAUUAAAUUUAAGGCGUAACUAAUUAUGUAUGAAUGGUUUUGUGUAGGAUUUGUAAAAUCAUUCUUAUUUACGUUGGGCCUUGUCCAUGAAACAUAAGCAAAACACAACCUAAAUAUAUGUGUACGUUAAAUUGUGGCAUUGAAUUUAAUGUGACGAUAAUAAUUGACGUAAUAAUGGUUUCAUAUAUAAUUUACACCGGAUUCUGUUUGUGUUUCAUGAAUACGGCCCAUGGUCGCAUUCAAUUUAACGUUCGUAAAAACAAUCUUUGGUAAAUUUCACAAUCAAAGGUUUACGAAACCAUUUUAAACAAACCGGCACAUUUAAUUCAACCUUUUUAAAAGCAUUCUUGCAUUAUCGAAAUUUUUUUCGAAUAUAUAUUAUUGAAUUUGUCAAUUAUGGGAAUUUUUAUUUAUGAAAAAUGUAUACAUUUAUUUUGCUCAUGUUUCAUGAAUAUUGCUUGUUUUGAGGCAUAUUGUCGCAUUUAUUUCAGUGUUCGGAAAAUCAUUCUUAUGUAAAUUUUCACAUUCAAUUAAAUUCGCGAAACCAUUUGGUUAAUCAUCACAAUUCAACGUUUGUAAAAGCUUUCUUUUUACAUUUUUUAUUUCCUUUUCUCCCCAAUUUGGAACGCCCAAUUCCCAAUGCGCUCUUAAGUCCUCGUGGUGGCGCAGUGACUCGCCUCAAUCCGGGUGACGGAGGACGAAUCUCAGUUUCCUCCAUGUCUGAGACCGUCAAUCCGCGCAUCUUAUCACGUGGCUUGUUGAGCGCGUUAGCGUGGAGAUGUAGCGCAUGUGGAGGCUUCACGCUAUUCUCCGCAAAAUCCACUGACAACACGCCACACGCCCCACCGAGAGCGAGAACCACAUUAUAGCGACCACGAGGAGGUUACCCCAUGUGACUCUACUCUCCCUAGCAACCGAGCCAAUUUGGUUGCUAAGGAGACCUGGCUGGAGUCACUCAGCACACUCUGGAUUCGAACUCGCGACUCCAGGUGUGAUAGUUGUAAAAGCAUUCUUACACGUCUCAUUUUAUUGAAUUUGACUAUUUACAGAAAAAAUGGUUUUAUUAGAAAUGUAAACAAAUUCAUUUAACUCCUAUUUCAUGAUUGAGGUUCAGCCGUGUUGUCUUAUCAUAAGAUGUAUAUGUUAUCGAUCAUCUCUCUUCAUUGCACUUCGUCUAAAGAGUCGUUGUUGGAAAGGAAGCGAGAUUUUCUUUCUUGUCUCUGGAGUUUCUGGGUCCUCAAUGUCUCAGAUGUAACGUCCCGUCUGUCGCGAGGGGCGCUCGUAGCAGGACAAUUCUUAAUAUGCAUCAAAAAAAAGAUUCAGUGGACGCCGCAUGGACAGCGGUUUUCAUGUUCUGUCGUUAUGAUCUUAUUUAACAUACAGUGACAUUAAUGACCGGUGCUGCAGAAACUCCAAGGUUUGCAAAAACGAAGCCUGAAUCGUCCCAGAACUCGGAGCCCCCUGGAUUCCUAAUUUGGGGCCCCAGAGAUUCAUCAUGAAGGAGUUUAAUGCCAAGUGACUCUCUGAUUUUUGUACUUUGAGAGCUAUAUGUUCAACGAACUGCAAAUAGUUGCUUACGUAAAUACUUUGUACACUCCCAAAAAGGAAGAUUUUUAUAUAUUCAUUUAUUGGUUUGUUUUUAUAUGAAUACGACACAUCGCUUUGUAAACAUUUUCCAUGUAAGUUAUGAUAACGCAAAGGGUUAAAUAAUCCUGCGUUGUGUUUUCACCGUUCUGGUUGACCAGCCCUUUCUCCCAAAGAAGGAACGAGAGGAAAUCUCAAUGACGAUGAACUCUGCCUUGCUCGUGUACAGUGUCUCACGUCAUGAAUGUCAAUGUGGCUGUAACAAGUUCUGCUUAAGAAUAAAGUUGUUGUUUGUGUUUACGAUUACAGGGGAAGAUUUCAAAAAGGAAAAAAUAAAACAGUGAACCGUGUUGUUAUGGGCAUCAUCAACUGUCAUCUGCACUGUUUAUAUUUUGAAUUUGAAACGGAUUGUUGAUGCCAUGUGAAAUAUGAACCUAUUUUAUGUGUCAAUGAUGUCACAAGUAAACCGCUGGAUUUAAAGACAAAUGGAACUCUUGAUUCUUGUGUUGUUACAUUCAAAUAUGUUCUAAUUUAAUGUUACAUGUAUUGAGGAAACUUGUGGCUUUUUUCCUCAAGCAGAACUUAAAAGCAAUUUUGUGUCCACCUCAUUGUUUAUCAUGACUGAUUUUAUUCUUGCUAUAUUUGAGUCAUUUGAGAA